Messenger RNA from Leptosia nina, 1653 nucleotides. The record is from the annotation of a GenBank genome assembly. NCBI's taxonomy places the organism in Eukaryota, Metazoa, Arthropoda, Insecta, Lepidoptera, Pieridae.
AUGAAUUCGAAUAAUGACGCGUCUUCGUAUAAGAUGGAGGUCAGAAAACCAUGGUACACAUAUAUAACUGUGGAACCCACAUUAUUUUUCUAUAUGAUGGCCUUUAUGAUAACCAAUGUUAUCGAACAGACAUUCUACUUGUUUCGAGCAUGCACAGUAAACCAUGGUUACAGUGCAGAUAUUUGUUACAAUAUUAGCAGCUAUGAUAAAAUUAAUAAGGAAGUGCAGGUGACUACUUCACUUUUUCAUCAGUGGAAUGGAAUAGCCAUGCACGUGGUGCCUGUCUUUCUGGCCUUCUUCCUGGGCGCGUACAGCGACAAGCGAGGCAGAAAGAUCAUAAUACUGGCUGGUCUCCUGGGAAAAUUAUAUUUCUCACUUAUGGUCACUUACAUCACUACGAAUUCUUGGCCUGUCCAAUACGUCAUAUACUUCGCAGUUUUGCCAAGCGCACUGACCGGCUCCGACUUAGCCAUAUUCGCUGGGUGCUUCGCGUACUUGGCUGAUGUGUCUUCGGUCGAGAAUCGAACCCUGCGCGUCGGCAUUUUGGACGCCGUUUAUUUAAGCACAAUGCCAACUGGAAUUUACUUUGGAAACCUGAUUUUCAAUCAUCUAGCUAACCGAUCGUUUACAAUUAUGUUUGCGAUAAACUCCAGUCUAAUGGUGUUAGCGACUCUUCACUGCGCGUUCUUCCUCAAAUGGGAGUCCAGAGCUGAACAGGUCUCCAUGAGGGAGGCAGGCAUAAGGAACCCGAUCCGGGAUUUCUUCGAUAUCAACAAUAUUAAGCAGUCUGUGGUCACUUUGACGAAACCACGCCCUCACAAUAGACGACUGUUCCUAUGGUUUCUCCUUAUAUCUAUGGCGUUUUACACGUUCCAACGAGAUGAGAAACCGGUGCUUUACUUGUACGCAUCAAAGGUUUUUAAGUGGGACACGAACGACUUCAGUAAUUUCAAGACGUUUCUGAACACGGCCUAUGUUCUAUUCACGCUGUUCGGUAUUCCGCUCAUGAGUAAAGUGUUUAAGCAGCGAGAUACGGUAAUAGUAAUGAUGGGUGCAGCGGCCCAUAUGUGCGGUCAUCUGAUAUAUGCGCAGGCGACGGUCGGGAGCACCAUGUAUAUAGGAGCGAUGGCUGCCGCGUUAGGACCCUGUAUAGUCUCCUUAAUCCGUUCUAUGGCUUCCAAAGUCCUUACACCAGCGGAAAGAGGUGUGGCGUUUGCCUUUCUUUCCGUGAUGGAAAACGCUGUGGGCAUGUUCGCGUCCGUCGUUUACACUCAAAUCUAUAACGCAACAUUGGGAACACCUCACAUAAAUUCCAUAUUCUACUUCACUAUGGCAACACAGGCGGCCGUCUUCAUGUUGUCAUUUACAAUGGAGAUACUAUUGAAGGGGAGUACCUUGGAAAAUCAAGACGAACAAACCGAGAGACUUUGCAACCAGUAUACAAGAGGUGCGGUGGCCAUGCUGGGCUCUGUUCCAUCAGACUCCUUCGACACCCUCCACUCGUAUGCUAAUACUUUUCAAAUGCCUUUCAUCACGCCUUGGUUUCCUGAAAAGGAUAUGGAAAAUCUUUUGUCAAUAUUUCUUGAAGCGGUUGUUGAUGACAUCCGCCAUGGAGAACGCGAGGAGGAGCAUAGAGUGGGGGAUGAGGCAUAG